Molecule: messenger RNA, 1690 nt
Organism: Archocentrus centrarchus (flier cichlid)
Lineage: Eukaryota; Metazoa; Chordata; Actinopteri; Cichliformes; Cichlidae
Gene: ech1
Product: enoyl CoA hydratase 1, peroxisomal
Exons: 10
Coding region: 310-1242 (310 amino acids)
Cellular component (GO): mitochondrion
Molecular function (GO): delta(3,5)-delta(2,4)-dienoyl-CoA isomerase activity
Source: RefSeq, a predicted model, not a curated record
CUCCAUAUGCCAAUGCCCCUUUGACUUUGAGCCUCAUCAGCUACCGUAUAACGCAGUGCUAAGCUAGAUAAAAGUUAUUUGACGUUUACGUAGUAAUAUGCCAUACAUUUAAAGACCUGUGCGUUAACAUUUGCUAAAUAACGCCACACUGUAUGUCUGCUGUUUGCUGAAGCAUAACCGGCGAACCACUGAAGAAUUCUGGUAAGAUAGCUGCUUAUAACUACUUAGCUUUAGCAAAGCUAGCGUGCAGACGAAGCAGGUGAAGUGAGCGACCUGCAGAGUCCGCAGUGAGGCUGCAAACAAGAGACCAUGCUGUCAGUGAUCGUCAGGUCAGCUGUCACCAAAUAUAGCGGGUUGUGGCUGCCCAGUCAAGCUGUAGUCAGAGCCAUGUCGUCUUCGGGUGGCCCCACCUCUCCAUACACGACCCUGGCCAUCAGUCACCCUGCAGAGUCCAUCACACAUGUAGAGCUUCACCGACCUGAGAAACGCAAUGCCAUGAACAGUGCUUUCUGGAGUGAGAUGGUGACCUGCUUUAAUGAGAUCUCUGAUGACCCUGAGUGCAGAGUGGUGGUUGUUUCUGGAGCAGGGAAGCUCUUCACAGCUGGUAUCGACCUCAUGGACAUGAUGACCAAUGUAUUUCAGCCAGAAGGCGACGACACAGCCAGAAUCUCCUGGGGCAUCAGAAGAAAGAUCAGGAAAUUCCAAGAGACCUUCUCUGUCAUAGAGAAGUGUCCUAAACCUGUUGUGGUGGCUGUCCAUGGAGCCUGUGUAGGAGCAGGUGUUGACAUGAUUACAGCCUGCGACAUUCGCCUGUGCACCCAGGAUGCCUGGUUCCAAGUUAAGGAGGUUGAUAUUGGAAUUGCAGCAGAUGUUGGAACACUCCAGAGACUUCCGAAGGCCAUCGGCAGCCAAAGUCUAGUUAAUGAACUGGCUCUGACGGCAAGGAAAAUGUACGCUGAUGAAGCCAAGAGCAGCGGACUGGUCAGCCGAGUGUUUGCAGAUAAGGAGGCGAUGAUGGCUGGAGCUCUGGAGAUUGCUGGAGAGAUUGCUGGUCGCAGCCCAGUUGCUGUGCAGGGCACCAAAAUAAACCUCAUCUAUGCCAGAAACCACAGCGUAACAGAAGGACUGGACUACGUUGCCACGUGGAACAUGAGCAUGGUUCAGACAGAAGAUCUGAUGAAAUCAGCUCAGGCAUCCCUGGAGAAGAAGAGUCCCAAAACUAUGACUUAUUCCAAACUCUAAUCAUUGAGGCAAAGCUCACAUACAGAAAAUCUGCCUCAUUACUCCUCCACUGUGGCCUUUUACACUGCAUUUGAAUGAGCUAGAAAUUUACAUCCAGAUGAGACAAUAUUUUAAUGUCAUGUGUGUUUAAUAACUCAUUCACGUUAAUAUUUCUCCUGCUCUAACAUCAGAAUUAAAUAAAUCUAAACUGAUCGUACAUUUUUAUCUAUGAACUGAGAAACAUUUUGUUCAUCUGUAGAUGACCUGAAUGUUUUCUUAUUCAAGAGACUCAUCAGAAAGUGAUUUCAAAUAUUCAGUCCUGUUAUUUGCUAAAAAUAUUUUCACCAGCUUGCAUCCAUUAGCCUGACAAAACACAGUAAAUGAUCUGAUUCAGUUUCAUUGCAAAUAACUUAAAAUGCUUUAUUGAUACAACUAUAACAUCUGCAAAAUAAACUAUGACACAUUCAAA